This is a messenger RNA of Aphanomyces astaci, 4240 nucleotides long. RefSeq lists its product as hypothetical. Gene Ontology annotation, molecular function: ATP hydrolysis activity; double-stranded telomeric DNA binding; G-quadruplex DNA binding. The record is from RefSeq and is a predicted model, not a curated record. Gene Ontology annotation, cellular component: nucleus; Mre11 complex; condensed nuclear chromosome. The transcript has 5 exons. NCBI's taxonomy places the organism in Eukaryota, Oomycota, Saprolegniomycetes, Saprolegniales, Verrucalvaceae. The coding region runs from base 20 to 4066 and encodes 1348 amino acids. Gene Ontology annotation, biological process: double-strand break repair; telomere maintenance via telomerase; telomere maintenance via recombination.
CCGAGCACCAGCGCCUAACAUGUCAUCCAUCGACAAACUCUCGAUCCGAGGAAUCCGAAGCUUCAGUCCUGGGCGCGAUGAGUCCAUCGACUUCAAUCAACCUCUCACGGUGAUCCUUGGCGCGAAUGGUUGCGGCAAAACGACCAUUAUCGAGUGUCUUAAGAUCAGCUGCACGGGACUGCUCCCUCCUGGUGCGCGAUCGGGGCAAACCUUUGUCCAUGACCCAAAGAUUCGAGGUGACGUGGAAGUCAAGGGAAGCGUGCGUUUGCGCUUUACUAGUCGGGCGGGACAAACCAUGGUGGUGCAACGGACGUAUCGAUUGCAGCAAAAGAAAAAUGCCGUCACCUUUGCUGCCAUGGAUGGGGUGAUUCGCAUGGUAAACGAACACGGCGAAAAGGUCAGCAUGAACCAUAAGUGCAGCGAUCUGGACAAGCACAUUCCCAGUUUGCUCGGGGUGUCCAAAGCCGUUCUGGACAGUGUGAUUUUUUGCCAUCAAGAGGACUCAAAUUGGCCGUUGCAAGAAGGUAAGGUGCUGAAAAGUCGCUUCGACGACAUUUUCGAGUCGGCGCGGUACACGAAAGCGUUGGAGGCCAUCCGAAAACUCAAGCUCGAUCGCACCAGCCAGGGCAAAGAUCUCAAGCGCGAUUUGGACGUGAUCAACGAGCAAGUGAAGCGGGCGCGGGAGCUGGAAGAACAGCUGGAAGUCCGUCAAACCAAGCUCGAAGCCCUCAAGCUGGACCAAAACGCCAUGUCCGACAACAUCGACGCCCUCGAGCGAAAUGCGGCGGACGCGACCCACGACUUGGCCGAGUCGAGGUCGUUGCAUGCCGAGCUGGUUCAAAAGGACAACGGGUUGGCGUCGAUGCUCCAGGAGAUUCAACGGAACUACCGCGUCAACCCCGAAUUCAAGGAGAUGAGCGAGUCCACGGCGCAGCUGACCGAAUUGCUGGCCAACUAUGACGUGAUCGUUGCGACUAACAACCGUCAAGUGGAAAUGAUCGAGUCCCAAGAAUCCCAGCUGCAGACGACCCAAGCCACGAUCAACGAGAAAGUCGUCAACCUUCGCGUGAACAAGGGGCUGCUGCUUAAAGCCAUCGAAAGGCUGCGAACGGCCGCCAAAGCCCGCGCCGAAUUGGCGUGCGACAUGGGCCGCAAGCACGCGUUUGGGUCGUUUCCGUCGCUGUCGACGAGCCAAGAACAGCGGCAAUUCUGGGCCCGCUUUCAAGAAGCGCUGCUGGACAAAGAGACCGCGCUCAAAACCAUGGAGCAGGACAGCACCAAAGUCCAGGACCAGUGGAAUUCCACGAUCAACAAGCUUGAAACCCAAUUAAACCAAUACACGCUACAAAUUGACCACAAGAACGCUGAAAUGGCCGACGUCCAGAAGGAAGAGGCCAAAGUCAUAACCUUUCUCCAAGGCCACCAACGAAGCGCCAGCGAAUCCACGUCAUCCCAGCGAGAAUUAUCCCAGCUGGAAGCGAAAUUGGCCGAGUUGGAAGCCAAGCUGCAAGCGUCCAAGGACAGCCACGCGACGUCGCGCCUUCGCGAUGAGACCGUCGCAAUCGACAAGGAGCUCAACUCGCUCUCGUUCGACUUGAAAAUCGCCCAAGACAAAGUCAACGUCCUCCGCGGCUUUGAAAAGGAGGAGAGCGCUCUGGAGCACUCGAGGCGCGACGUAUGUGCCCGAAAAGCCGGCGUCCACGAGAACUUGACCGACCCCAAGUUUGCGCAUCUCUUGCCCCACCAACCCACGGAAGCAUCAUUAGAUCAGGAUGUGAAUACGCUCGAAGCGCUGGCUGAAACCUGCAAACGGACUAUCCACGAGAGCCACGAUGCGUUGCGGCGCUGCGAAGCCCAAGCCACGGAAUUGAAUCUCAAGAAACAGCAAGAAGAAAACACCGUGUCCAAGCUACGCAAGGAACUGGACCAGUUGGAGCUAGGACCGAUGCAGGAGCUGCAGCGAAUCUUCUCGGCGUACCAGCUGCUGCAGCCCGAGACGGCCGUGGCCCAGCUGGAAACCAUGUACAUGGAGGCCAAAGACAAGACGGUGAGCCGCAAGAAUGCCGUCAUGUUCUUGAAAACGUACAAGAAGAAGGGCGAAAAGGAACACUGCUGCCCGCUGUGCCACCGCGGCAUGACCCCCGACGAGUUGGCCGUGUUCUCCAAGCUCGUGGCCGACAAAAUGGACGACUCGAAGAACCAAGAGAAAAUUCACAAGGCGGAACGACUCGAGCAGCAAGCAUUUGAAGUGUGGAAGCAGACGGAAACGCUCAUGCCGUCGUGGCACCGCCUCCAAGCCAUCCAAAAGGACUUACCCGCGAGAAGCGACGUCCUCAACGACCUGUACAAGCAGUCGCGCGCCCUCGAGCUGGAUCUUACACAAACCCGACUCGUGGUUCAGCAAAACGAAGCCAAGCUGAGCCAAGUCGUGGAAGGAUGGGAUCUCCUCAAGGCUCUCAAGAAAAGCUACGACCAAGUGGAAUUUGACGCGAAAAAGGUGGCGGCGUCGGAGCGCGAUUUGGCGUCGCGGCUAGCGGACAGCCUCGGGAGCAACCCGCCGACCAUGUCGAUGGCCCAGGAGGCGUUGGAAUCGAUGCAGACCAAAUGCAGAGACCUCGAGACCAAGCUCAAGCAGAAACAAGCCGAAGUUCACGCCGCUUCCGACGCGCUCAUGCGUCUACAAGGCGAAGUCCACAGAGUGCGCGAAGAAAAACACCAGUUGAACCAGCGCAACAUCCAGUUGGAAAAGGCCAAGGACCAGCGCGAGUCGCUUCGAGCCAAGUUGCGCAAACUGCAGGAAGAGCUGGCCACUGCCCAACGCGACGUUCCUAGCGUUCAACGGGAGCUGCAAAUCAAAGUGAACGAACGAGAGAUCAGUCGACUGCAGUUGAAAGACGCUAUCGACGCCAAGCGCGCAGAGCUCACGUCGUGCCAGCAGGACCUGCAACUCGUCCAACGCAAGCACGAAGAAGUCGACGAAAUGCAAAAGCAAAACGACGAGGCCAAAUUACACGCGCUCGACCAAGAGCUACAGCAGCUCCAUGCGCAAAGUGAACGCAUUUCACGAGACAUUGCAAUGCUGCAGCCAGAAAAGACGCGGGCGCGUAGCUCGCUCUCGGAAACCGAGAGCUUUAAGCGCCAAAUCCGCGACAACAUUCAGUUCCGCCAGCUGCGCGAUGCGGCGGACAAGGCCAAGGAAGACCUGGAGGCGUUCAAGCGGAAAAUGGACACGUUUCGGAGCGUUGCCGAGGCCGAGAACGCGUGCCGAGUGGCCAGUGAGACGCUCAACGCGGCCAAAGAAGAGCGCGCAAAGCUGGCGGGCAAGCAAGACAAUUUGCAGGAAAACGUGCGCGAAGUGCAAGUGCAGCUGGCCCAUCGCGACCUGAAGAACAUUGACGAGAAGAAGCGGCACAAGUUUAUCGAGUUUGAAACGACCAUGAUGGCAGUGUCCGACUUGGACAAGUACUACAAGGCGCUGGACAUGUCGUUGAUGCAGUUUCAUUCGCAAAAGAUUGAAGAAAUCAACGCCAUCAUUCGAAGUUUGUGGCAAAUCACGUACCGCGGCCAAGACAUCGACACGAUUGAGAUCGUCAGUGGCCACGAAAGCGGCGAUUCCAAUUCCAAGCGUUCGUACAACUACCGGGUCGUGAUGCGCAAGGACAGCGCCGUGCUGGACAUGCGAGGGCGGUGCAGUGCCGGACAAAAGGUGUUGGCCGGCCUGGUCAUUCGACUGGCGUUGGCAGAAACGUUCUGCUUGAAUUGCGGGAUCUUGGCCCUGGACGAACCCACGACCAAUUUGGACUCUGCCAACAAGUUAGGACUCGCCCAAGCCAUCUCAGACAUUUUGAUUGCCCGAGAAAAGCAGCAGAAUUUCCAACUCAUUUGCAUCACGCACGACGAAGAGUUUGUGCAAAUGUUGAACCGAUCGCAAAUGCUUGGCGGGUCGCGUCCAGAAUACUUGUGGACCGUCAGUCGUGAAGAAAUUGCGCCACGGUACUUUGUAAGCAAAAUCGACAAGCGGCCAUGGAGCAGCGACUUUGUGUAUCGUCCCACCAAUGACAUUUAGCGUCAAGAUAUCACCAGAGCACCCCCCAAGAUUGGUGCAUAUAUUUGGUAAUAUAAGUACCGACCUACUUUAUUCCGUUUGCAAGUGUGGUACGAGCGCUUGAAUCCAAACCGCAACCGCCAUGGCUCCAGGGUCCGGGAUGUUCUUGACAGCCUCUUCACCAACAUAACUCGU